Messenger RNA from Pteronotus mesoamericanus, 3460 nucleotides. It is a transcript of the gene NR3C2, whose product is annotated as nuclear receptor subfamily 3 group C member 2. Bases 228 to 3344 code for a protein of 1038 amino acids. Gene Ontology annotation, cellular component: chromatin; nucleus. Gene Ontology annotation, biological process: regulation of transcription by RNA polymerase II; nuclear receptor-mediated steroid hormone signaling pathway. The record is from RefSeq and is a predicted model, not a curated record. The transcript is spliced from 10 exons. Lineage: Eukaryota; Metazoa; Chordata; Mammalia; Chiroptera; Mormoopidae. Gene Ontology annotation, molecular function: estrogen response element binding; zinc ion binding; nuclear receptor activity.
CGCCGCCCUCUCUCCCUCUCUCCCUCCCUAUUUCGCCCGCCCUGGCCCUGCCCCUACCCCUGCCCAGCCCGGUCCUCUCCGCCCCUCCGCGCCCGGGGUGUCAUUGGACGGGGGAGACGCAAGCCAACUUCUGGCUGCUUGGAGGAAGCCGGUGCAGUCACCUGGGUGCAAGAGCUUUGCUGCUUCGGGCUCUCCCGCUGCAGGGGGAGCGGCACUCGCUGGCCUGGAUGUGGUUGGAUUUAGGGGGGCUCCGCAGCAGGAGUGUCUUUGCGUUGGCGAGCGCUGCAACAGGUAGACGCCGAAACGGACCCCGGCCGAGGCAGGGAGAAGAAAUAGUUUUGUUUGGGGAUUUUGGAAAGAUCAGAUGGCUCAGUGAAUUAGCUAUGGAGACCAAAGGCUACCACAGUGUCCCUGACGGUCUAGAUAUGGAAAGACGGUGGGGUCAAGUUUCUCAGGCUGUGGAUCAUUCUUCCCGGGGACCUACAGAGAGGACCGAUGAGAAUAACUACAUGGAGAUUGUCAAUGUAAGCUGUGUUUCCGGUGCUAUUCCAAACAACAGUACUCAAGGAAGCAGCAAAGAAAAACACGAACUACUCCCUUGCCUUCAGCAAGAUAAUAAUCGGUCUGGGAUUUUAACAUCUGAUGUUAAAACCGAGCUGGAAUCUAAGGCACUUUCGGCAACUGUAGCCGAGUCCAUGGGUUUGUACAUGGAUUCCAUAAGAGAUGCUGACUACGCCUAUGAUCCGCAGAACCAACAAGGAAGCGUGAGUCCAGCGAAGAUUUAUCAAAACGUUGAACAGCUGGUAAAAUUUUACAAAGAAAAUGGCCAUUGUCCUUCGACUCUAGGCAUGAGCAGGCCCCUGAGGUCGUUCAUGCCGGACUCGGCGAACUCUGUGAACGGUGGGGCCAUGCGCACCAUUGUGAAAAGCCCUAUCGUGUGUCACGAGAGGAGCCCCUCUGUGUGCAGCCCUCUGCACAUGGUGUCUUCAGCGUGCAGCCCUGCUGGGAUCGGCUCUGUGUCCUCCACCUCCGCCAGCUUCGGCAGUUUCCCAGUGCACAGCCCUGUCGCCCAGGGGGCUCCCCUGACAUGCUCCCCAAGUAUUGAGAAUCGAGGUUCCAGGUCACACAGCCCAGCACAUGCCAGCAAUGUGGGCUCCCCUCUCUCAAGUCCAUUAAGUAGCAUGAAAUCCCCAGUUUCCAGCCCUCCGAGUCACUGCAGUGUCAAAUCUCCAGUCUCCAGUCCUAACGUGACUCUGCGAUCCGCCGUGUCCAGCCCGGCAAAUAUCAACAACUCAAGGUGCUCCGUGUCCAGCCCUUCCAACACGAAUAACAGAUCCGCGCUCUCCAGCCCGACGGCUAGUACUGUGGGGUCUAUCUGUAGCCCCGUAAACAACGCCUUCAGCUACACUGCUGUGGGCACCCCUGCGGGGUCCGGUGCGGCCCGAGACGUGGUUCCCAGCCCAGACACACAUGAGAAAGGUGCUCACGAGGUCCCCUUUCCCAAGACUGAGGAAGCAGAGAAUGCCAUCUCCAACGGUGUGACAGCCCAGCUUAACAUCGUCCAGUAUAUAAAACCAGAGCCAGAUGGAGUGUUUAGCAGCUCGUGUCUAAAAGGCAACAGCAAAAUCAACUCUGACUCCCCAUUCUCAGUACCAAUCAAGCAAGAAUCAACCAAGCAUUCGUGUUCAGGCACCUCUUUCAAAGGGACUCCAACAGUAAACCCGUUUCCAUUGAUGGAUAGCUCGUAUUUUUCCUUUAUGGAUGAUAAAGACUAUUAUUCUCUGUCGGGAAUUUUAGGACCGCCUGUGCCCGGCUUUGAUGGGAACUGUGAGGGCAGCAGCUUCCCAAUGGGGAUCAAGCAAGAACCAGAGGACGGGAGCUAUUUCCCUGAGGCCAGUAUCCCGUCAUCCGCCAUUGUUGGUGUGAAUUCAGGGGGACAGUCCUUCCACUACAGGAUUGGUGCUCAAGGCACAAUAUCCUUGUCACGAGCGGCCAGAGACCAAUCUUUCCAACACCUGAGUUCCUUUCCUCCUGUGAAUACGUUAGUGGAGUCAUGGAAAUCACACAGUGACCUGUCAUCUAGAAGAAGUGAAGGAUAUCCGGUCCUAGAGUACAUUCCAGAAAAUGUAUCAAGCUCUACUUUACGAAGUGUUUCUACUGGAUCCUCAAGACCUUCCAAAAUAUGUUUGGUGUGUGGGGAUGAGGCUUCAGGAUGUCAUUAUGGGGUAGUAACCUGUGGCAGCUGCAAAGUGUUCUUCAAAAGAGCAGUGGAAGGUAAAUGUUCAUGGCAACACAACUAUUUAUGUGCUGGAAGAAACGAUUGCAUCAUUGAUAAGAUUCGACGGAAGAAUUGUCCUGCCUGCAGACUUCAAAAAUGUCUUCAAGCUGGAAUGAAUUUAGGAGCCCGAAAGUCAAAGAAAUUGGGAAAGUUAAAAGGGAUUCAUGAGGAACAGUCGCAGCAGCAACAGCCCCCGCUCCCGCCCCCACCGCCCCAGAGCCCCGAGGAGGGGACAACCUACAUCGCGCCUGCAAAAGAGCCCUCUGUCAACACAGCGCUGGUCCCCCAGCUCUCCACCAUCUCUCGCGCACUCACGCCUUCCCCUGCCAUGAUCCUCGAGAACAUCGAACCUGAAGUUGUGUACGCGGGCUACGACAGCUCCAAACCUGACACCGCCGAAAAUCUGCUCUCCACUCUGAACCGCCUGGCAGGCAAGCAGAUGAUUCAAGUCGUGAAGUGGGCAAAGGUAAUUCCAGGAUUUAAAAACCUGCCGCUUGAGGACCAAAUUACCCUAAUCCAGUAUUCUUGGAUGUGUCUAUCAUCAUUUGCCUUGAGCUGGAGAUCGUACAAACAUACGAACAGCCAAUUUCUCUACUUUGCACCAGACCUAGUCUUUAAUGAAGAGAAGAUGCAUCAGUCUGCCAUGUACGAGCUGUGCCAGGGGAUGCACCAAAUCAGCCUCCAGUUCGUCCGACUGCAGCUCACCUUUGAAGAGUACACCGUCAUGAAGGUUUUGCUGCUGCUAAGCACGGUUCCAAAGGAUGGCCUCAAAGGCCAAGCUGUAUUUGAAGAAAUGAGGACAAAUUACAUCAAAGAGCUGAGGAAGAUGGUAACUAAGUGUCCCAACAAUUCUGGACAGAGUUGGCAGAGGUUCUAUCAACUGACCAAGCUUCUGGACUCCAUGCAUGAUCUGGGAAAUGACUUGCUGGAGUUUUGCUUCUACACCUUCCGAGAGUCCCAGGCCCUGAAAGUGGAGUUCCCCGCGAUGCUGGUGGAGAUCAUCAGCGACCAGCUGCCAAAGGUGGAAUCCGGGAACACCAAGACCCUCUACUUCCACAGGAAGUGACAGCCACAUCUCAGCAGAAGAACUUUGCCUUAAGUUUCCCUGUGUUACUCAACACCCACGAAGGACCCAAGAAAUCAUAUUUUUAACAUGGGAUGGUGGAUUCACACUCAUUUGGC